AUGCCCUUCUCGAGCAUGGGCAGCGGUCUCAGGGGUAGUUUGGACCUGCAGAACCUGAACAGAGACGAGCUCGCGACUCUGGGCAAGGAGCUCGAAAAACAGGAGCAACUGGUGAAGCAGCUCAUGACCGUACAUCGGGCGCACUUCAUGGCUCGUUUUCCAGCUGGAAAAUUGCGGGAAGGCUCCAAUUCCCCUGGCUCACUUCAGCCUGACUGGGUCACGUCACUCCAGGACAACAUUUUGGACCAAUUGAAACCUCCCAACGAGCCGGACGCGCCUCGUUCAAGCCACUCCGUCUUCAGCAAUUUCAACGGUUCUGGCGCCGGUAGAGGCGAAGAAGGCGUUGUUGUGUCACUCCCGGGCGAACGGAAGCAUUAUUUACAUGCAAAUGAACGGGAGCAGCAGCUUCAGCUUCAGCAGGAGGUGCGCGAGGGCCAAGGGUCACAUGCCUUGAGGGCGGGUACGGCAGCCGCUGUUGACCAGGUCGGAGCUGGCGAGCAGCAGCAAAUUACACAUGCAUGGAGCAGGUCCCUGGCCGUGGCCACCACCACCACCACCACCACCGCCGCCGCCGCCGCUGCCGCCGCCGCUGCAGCUGCAUCACCCAUAGCUGCUGCCGCAACGGGCCGAUGGGAUCAUCACGAUGAUAUUCCAGAGCCCCGCGAUGCUUUGACAAGACAGCUACAUCAUUUGCCGCCGCCGCCGCCGCCGCUGCCGCCGCCGCUGGCAUUGGCGCACUGCGACGGCCUGUCGCGGCAGCCACCCCAGCUGCCGCCGCCGCGGCCGGGGCCUCGGCUUGGUUGGCGGUGGCCUUCCGCUGGACAGCUCUGUACGGCACGGUCACGUGGAUCCAGCGGAUCUGGGUUGGCUGCGGCGGCACUAGUGCUGCUGCUGGUUACUAAACCCCUCAACAGCGCACCAUUGGAGGGCCCCUCCUUCCCACUUCCCACUUCCGCCCUCGGACGUCUCAUCCCCUGCACCCCGUGA
Volvox carteri f. nagariensis is the source of this 987-nucleotide messenger RNA. RefSeq lists its product as uncharacterized. Lineage: Eukaryota; Viridiplantae; Chlorophyta; Chlorophyceae; Chlamydomonadales; Volvocaceae. The record is from RefSeq and is a predicted model, not a curated record. The coding region runs from base 1 to 987 and encodes 328 amino acids. The transcript is spliced from 7 exons.